AGGAAACUCGUAAGAUGAGGGAAGACAUUCAACGUCGACGACAGGAAGCCGAGGCCAAACGCAAAAAGGCGGAGUCAGAGAAUCAAUCAAUCUACUCCAUUCCAAAAUACAACAUUGCUGAAAGCAUCGCCAGAGCCAAGCAGGAGAAGAUGCAGACCUCUGCCGAAAUCAUGGCAGAGAGAGAGAAGAGGAUCGAGGAGAACUUCCCUCAGAUACGCAUCAGCGCCCGUGAUUCUGAAGAGCGUCUCCGUGAGAUUGCGGAGAUCCUUCAUGCCAAGCUGGUGGAGGUCUAUGGUGAUAUCUAUGACCUUGAACAGAGGAAAGAGAGACAGGAAUAUGAUCUCAACGAGAUGAAUGCUCGCAUCAAAGAUCUUGUUAAGCAUAAGACUGUGAAUGUUAUUCCAACAGUUGAUCAGGGCCGAGUCAGCAUGCUGAAGGAAAAGGGAUUCUCUUUUGAUGACAAGGCUACGAAGCAGAAACAGAACGUUGAUCUGAAGGCAAGCCUGCCCUCUAGUGGUCACAUAGCUGACAGGCUUCAGAAGCUGCAAGACAAUCUCAAGAAGGAUGCGGAGAAUGCUGAUAAGACUGUUAAGAAAGAGCCGAUCAAGCUGACCUACAGUUCCGCAGAACAGCUGAAAGAGGAUUUGGAAGAAAGCAAGAGAGAGGCGGAGAAGUACAGAAUUCAGAGGGAGGAGAAUCGUAAGCAGAGGGAGGCGGAGAUUCGUAAGAUGGAGGAGCAGCAUGAAGAACGAAUCAAGAAAGCUGAAGAGGAACGUAAGAAGCAGAUGGAGGAAAGAGAACGACUGAAGAAGGAGAAGGAAGAGAAGGAGAGGGCUAAGAGGAAUAUGAUGAGCCCCUCUGGAGCCCCUAUCAACAUAUCUAAAGUAGUAUCCCAGACCAAGGCCAAGAACCGUGAGGAAACCAUUGCCGACCGGGUCCCGACGAUGACCAUCUCGAGCACAACCACGGAGGUCGAGCUGCGGAACUUUGCCAACGACCUCUACAACAGACUCAAGACAACCUUGGGGGAUGUCUUUGAUCUGAAUGAACAGAAGAAAAAGAAUGAGUACUAUCUGAAUGAACUGAAUGAGAGGGUUGAUGUCAUCAAGACUCCCAAGUCUUCACCUGUUGUGAGCACUGGAAUUGUGAGUAAAUUUAAAGAUGGAGGAGCGUGGUCCCCAAAGAAACAGAAUGAGACAGGUAAACCGUUCAAACCCAAGGAGCUUGGUGGCAUCGCCUCUGAGGGCGGGGUACGAGGGCGCUUGGCCAUGUUCUCUGGGGGAGGAGACACCACAGACUCACCCCCUAAGAAAUCUGCACCAGCAAAAAUCAACAUCUACAAGUAACAUGAGCAAGAUGAUAACUACUUGGAAUAAGGACAAACCUAAUUAUUGGAUCUUAUCUUUUUAUAGAAAUUGGCUUUGAUGUAACUAUGUAUUUAUCAUUUAUAUUUAUCAUUCUUAGAAUGCAAUGUUAAGAUGUAAUGUGUACCAGUUUUUCAAAAGUCUUCCCCCACGAUGUUUUAUUGCAUAAUUGUUAAUUAGAGCUUCAUAUUUAUAUUUACUAUUCAUAAAUACCAAUCUAGAGAUUGGGAUUUGCUAAUCUUAAACUGAUGAGAUGGAUUACAUGUAUUUUAAAGGGGUAGUUAUUUUAUUGCCUAUCGUGAAUUAGCAUUCUUCAUGAGUUAUAUAUUGUGAGAGUGUCAUGGUAUGAAUUUCAAUCAAAUUUUGUUCAGGGGAUUCUUUUAAAGUUAUAUUAUUACAAUAUCUGUGAGUAUGAUUCUUAUAUACCUGACAACAAACUUUUUAAAAUUACUUUUCAAAGCUUACUUUUAAAGUAUUGUAAACCACAAAGUUAAUCAUAUUGUUAACAAAAGCUAUUUGUUAUUGGAAUUUUUUAAAAUGGUACAAAAUGUGUUGUAUAAUUUUCAGAAAACAAGGAUUUAUUCAACAUUUUCUCAAAAUCAAGGCUACUUUUUUUUGAGCAGGGGUAUUUAUCACAUCAUUGUUCAACAUUUAAAGAUAUUUUGUAAUAGCUAAAUUUUAAGGACUUAAUUUCAGGAUACUUAUUCAGUAGUCUAAUAACUGGUGCUAGUUGAUUUUCCUCACCUAACAUUAUGCAGAAUGCUCCUUUAAUAUAAAGCUUGAUCUAUUAUAUACAGAAAAUACUGCUACUACAUUUUAUUUGCAUUGCCCAUGUACUUUAAUAUGCAUAUUAUGUAUUUAUCUUCGAUCCAUUCUCUAUUUGAAAAUAUAUGCGUAACAAUCAUUUCCAGUUUUUGACCAUUUUAGUAUCAGUACUCUUUAAUAACCAAGAUUUAGAAAUGACUAACAUUGGUGCUAGCAUUUUAGUUGAAACUGUAUGUCUGUGAAUAUAUACUUUCUUUGAUUAUUGUUAGAAUUUCAAAAUUUUAGAAACACGAUAUAGAUUUUAGAUGCUAUGUAGUUUAUAUUCACAGUAUUAUUUUAUUAUUAAAUGGAUAUUACUCAGAGUACAUGUAUGUAGAGUGACCUUGCAUUGGUGCUAGUCUCUAGAUGAGAAUUUAUACUAAUUUUAUUUUACUUUUGUAUCUUUAAAAUUUAAUCAUUGUAUUAAUUGUAGAUAAUGUUUGAAGGUUUACAGGGGUACAUGAUGUGUAAAGUCCUUGAAGGACCAAGAUACAAGUGGAUAGAGAUAGAUUCUAUAGAAGUGAAAUGGAAAUGCAAGAAAGUGGAGGUUAGGAAGUAGAAUACGGUAUUCUUUUCGGUCCUUAAAAGAACUGUAAAACUGGGCCCGGUCUUACAAAGAAUUACGAUUGAUCCAAUCAUCGAAACUCUAUGGAAAUCCAUCAGUAUCAUAUUAAUUUUUUCGACAGGAAAUUUGCAAAAUGUCCUUCGUAAACAAAGGCAAACAUACCAAAUUGUCAAGAAAACAAUGAAUUUAUGUAAUAUACAUAUUUAGAAAUUUUUUUGAACAAACAUGCAUUUGAGAUGUUGACAUUGCUGGCUUUCCAUAGUUACGAUUGAUCAGAUCAAUCGCAGCUCUUUGUAAGAUGGGGCUUUGAAUGAGUGGAAAGCUUGAGUAGUCGGCAGGGAGCAGUAGCAGGAGAGAAGACUUGACGUUUUUAACAGGUUGACUGCCUAUUGUCCGCCAUUGUACAAGUUUGUAUUCAUUGUUCUUGGAAAGCAGGAUAUAAAUGUAGUUAAUGCUGCAGUAACACCAACGAAACCGACUCCAAACCGACCGAUGGUAUGUCAUUGGUAAUAACGUAAUAGAUUUGAUCGGUCUGGAGUCGGUUUCGUUGGUGUGACUGUAACCGAAACCGACUCAAACGGACCAAAUGUUAUGUCAUUGGUAAUUACGUAAUACCUUUGAUCG
Lytechinus variegatus (green sea urchin) is the source of this 3357-nucleotide messenger RNA. Its product is annotated as troponin T, skeletal muscle-like. The transcript has 14 exons. The record is from RefSeq and is a predicted model, not a curated record. The coding region runs from base 15 to 1346 and encodes 443 amino acids. Gene Ontology annotation, biological process: regulation of muscle contraction; sarcomere organization; muscle contraction. Gene Ontology annotation, molecular function: tropomyosin binding. Gene Ontology annotation, cellular component: troponin complex. NCBI's taxonomy places the organism in Eukaryota, Metazoa, Echinodermata, Echinoidea, Temnopleuroida, Toxopneustidae.